Zingiber officinale is the source of this 1565-nucleotide messenger RNA. RefSeq names its product protein MKS1-like. Gene Ontology annotation, cellular component: nucleus. Lineage: Eukaryota; Viridiplantae; Streptophyta; Magnoliopsida; Zingiberales; Zingiberaceae. The record is from RefSeq and is a predicted model, not a curated record. Bases 76 to 606 code for a protein of 176 amino acids. The transcript has 3 exons.
UCGUCGAAACUGCCUCCCAAAUCCUUCCUUUAUCGUCCCUCUUCUCUUCGAUCGCCAGCCAGCCUCCUCCGAUCCAUGGAUCCCUCCGACCUACGCCCGUCCCCGCGGCAGGAGAUGCAUCUCAAAGGCCCCCGCCCGUCGCCUCUCAGCCUCAAGGUCAGCAAAGACUCCCACACGAUCAGGAAACCCCUCGCCGCGCCGCCGCCUCCCCACCGCGACCCGGUCAUCAUCUACUCCGUCUCCCCCAAGGUCAUCCACGCCGACCCCAGCGAGUUCAUGGCGCUCGUCCAGAAGCUGACCGGCCCGGACUCCGCGAUCUCCCCCGCCGCCCGCAUCGCUUCCUUCGAGAAAUCCUCUCCGCCCGCGGAUGUCGAGCCAGCGCUGUUCCCGGGGAUCCUCUCUCCGAUGCCCGCGGAGCUCCCGCCUAUUUCGCCGAACCUCUUCUCGCCCUCGGCGUCCGAUCCCAUCUUCUCUCUGGGACUGAGUCCGGAUUUCGCCGACAAGAAUCCCAACGCCAAUUGGGGCAGCAACCUCCUGACUAGCCCUAAUUACAUUCCUUCCCCCGGAGCCUUCUGGGAGCUCCUACACCAGUGCCCAGGUUUCUAGGCCAUGAAAACAAGAUUUCGAAUUUUUUUUCCCCCAAAUUGGAAACUGAGGAAUCUGCCACAAUGCAAAGGAGGAAGCCGCUGCUGCAGAUUGGAAUCGUCCAUGGAGUUUGAGGGCUGCAUCUCUUCCAUUGACUCUGCCUUCUUGGCCAGGAAUUACAAGAUCUUCGAUUUGGCAUGGCAAUGCCUACAUGGAUGAUGAUGGCAUUCUCAUUCGCCCCCGGGCACGGUGCGGCUCUAGCAGAUUCUUCUAUGCAGCGAGGGUUCGAAUCUCAGAACCGAACAGUUAGGUUACUUGACCAAGCAGCUCGCGAUUUCGGAUUUACCCAUUGAGAAGUUGCAGACAAGGAAUCAAAUAGACUAGAUGAAGUUGCAGACAAGGAAUCAAAUAGAAUAGAAAAGCAUGAGCCUUGUUAAAUGUGAGACCAUGGAGCCACUCCUCGGCGACUAAACUAGACCAUCCAUUCGUCGCACGGGUGCUCAAUGUUGGCACUUUGUAGGAAGAACUUCACAGGCCAAGGCUACUAUCAACAACUCACACCGCGCAUUUUCUUUUCCUUUUUAGAGUUUCAGCUUCACCCUGACCUAUGGAUGCCCUGAUUUGAACACUCACAGUCUAAUGACAGGUGAAGUUGUUAAUAUUACUACAUUUUCGAUAACUUUAUAUGUGGUUUUGUGGUAUCCGGUGUUCAUCCCUGGAAUCUCUAUAGAACUUUGCUUGCCUCAAUUGCUAUGUUAUUUCUUGAGACAAAUCUUUAUCUUCACUCAGAUUUUCACUUUAUGCCAUUCAGUCAGGAGCUGAAGUCAUUUUCGCUAUUUUGGUCAAUAACAACAACCUUUGAUGGCUUCAUUACUUGCUCAGAAUUUGGAACGCACUUGGAAUGUGUCUCUCAUUCUUUUAGCAUCUUUUCAUGUCAUAUUUCUGAAAGAAUUUUUCUAAUCAAUCAAACAAUUCAAAUA